AUGAACAGCCACGCACGUCUGCGCAUCUAUAUAACCAAUUUCUAUCGACUACUCUACUCUUCGACUCUUCAGUUUCCGCAACACACCACUCGACCACCUCGCACUCCUACUUACCAACCUCUACAGCGAAUCACUCGACCACAUGGCGCCAGCCCUUCAUCCACCUUCGCACUAAGCUUACUACAGACCACGAUGGUAGGCAUCGGUCCCACCAAGAAGAGCCCCUCCGGCAACAAGAACGACGGCUUCGUCCAGCCUCUUUUCAUCGCCAAAAGCCAGACCAACAACGCCUACGCACAACCCGACAAGAUCUACGUGAUCCAGCAUCUCGUCGAAGAGUACAAUGGACCAGGUCCAAACUCUGACCUCGAGGGCGCGAAGACCUACCCGAUCGCCGUCGGCGCCUUCAUCGACUGUGAGUCCGCUGAGAUCUAUGCCAAGCGCUUCUCCUUCGAGCGUUGUGGCAAGAUCGGUAUCGGACAAGCGCAGUGGUACGAGUGCGGCCCGAAGGACAUUCUCAGCUAUCUGAACGAGCGUGCUGGCAAUGCAUGGAAGCUCUGCCUGAAGGAUGGCCCACACAAGGAGACUGUGUGGGUGCAGGAGGUGGCGUGGGACCAGAACAACCCGCCGUAUGGCCGGAUGAACUAG
Fulvia fulva is the source of this 648-nucleotide messenger RNA. RefSeq lists its product as uncharacterized. The transcript is spliced from 2 exons. The coding region runs from base 1 to 648 and encodes 215 amino acids. Lineage: Eukaryota; Fungi; Ascomycota; Dothideomycetes; Mycosphaerellales; Mycosphaerellaceae. The record is from RefSeq and is a predicted model, not a curated record.